Messenger RNA from Bombyx mori (domestic silkworm), 10692 nucleotides. It is a transcript of the gene SPoCk, whose product is annotated as calcium-transporting ATPase type 2C member 1. The coding region runs from base 306 to 3164 and encodes 952 amino acids. Gene Ontology annotation, molecular function: ATP hydrolysis activity; ATP binding; P-type calcium transporter activity. Gene Ontology annotation, biological process: intracellular calcium ion homeostasis; calcium ion transmembrane transport; manganese ion transport. Gene Ontology annotation, cellular component: Golgi membrane; plasma membrane; endoplasmic reticulum. NCBI's taxonomy places the organism in Eukaryota, Metazoa, Arthropoda, Insecta, Lepidoptera, Bombycidae. The transcript is spliced from 18 exons. The record is from RefSeq and is a predicted model, not a curated record.
GCACUUUUACACGCUACGUAAAAUCACAUUUUCAAUGUAUUAAUCGUGGCAUUUUGACGUCAAACCCUAAGUAGUUUUGAAAAUUAGCUACUAAAUACAUUUUCCAUGAUUAUAAUAAUGAACAUGUGCUCAUUCGUAUUUAAGAUUAAAUGAAGUGUAUGAUAGUAGUUGAUCCAGUGAAUUUUUUGUUAAUAAUUUAUUGAAGUAGUGAAGGUUUUGAACAUUACUUUAAUUUAACAUUCAGUGUAAAAUUGGAUAACUAGUGUCGAACUCAAUACCAAUAAAGUGCUUUAAAAGUAUUUUAAAUGAACCGCAAGCAAUACAAAAAUGUGCCGAACAGGGAAAUCAAAGAAUACACAAAAAUAGAGCUGUGGGAUACGGACUCCAAAGAUUAUGGAUAUCAUUCCGAAGAGGGUGGGCGACACGGGGUGAUCGAAGGCGCUGGCGACAUGUGGAUCAGCGCAGUCGAGAGCUCUAUACUGACAUGGGAGGAGGUAUCGGAGCGUUUGAGCGUCGACGUCCGCCGAGGCUUGUCAUGGCGCGAAGCCAACGACCGCAUGAACUUCGUUGGAGCCAACGAGUUUCAGGUGAAGGAACAAGAUCCGCUCUGGAAGAAGUACAUCGAGCAGUUCCAGAAUCCGCUCAUACUCCUGCUUCUCGGAUCGGCGGUGGUGAGCGUUUGCAUGCGCCAGUUCGACGACGCGAUAUCUAUCACGGUCGCCAUCAUCAUCGUGGUGACCGUCGCCUUCGUCCAGGAGUACCGCUCGGAGAAGUCGCUCGAGGAACUCAAUAAACUUGUGCCUCCGUCAUGCAAUUGCCUUCGAGAGGGAAGUCUCGAGCACUUCCUCGCCCGCAACCUGGUCCCAGGCGACAUCGUCCACCUGAACGUCGGGGACAGGGUGCCGGCCGACCUGCGGCUCUUCGACUCCACGGACCUGGCCAUCGACGAGUCAUCGUUCACCGGGGAAACAGAACCCGCCGUCAAGAACAUCGUGCCAAACAAAGCGGCCGCCGGCAGGGUCAACAAGGAUAACAUAGCCUUCAUGGGAACACUGGUUAGAUGCGGAAAUGCUAAGGGCAUUGUGGUCAGCACGGGAGAACGUUCAGAGUUCGGUGACAUUUUCCGCAUGAUGCAAGCCGAAGAAGCCCCGAAGACCCCGCUCCAGAAGUCCAUGGAUACCCUCGGGGGCCAGCUCUCGAUGUACUCCUUCUGCAUCAUCGGCUUUAUCAUGAUCACGGGGUGGCUCCAAGGAAAAGCCCUGCAGGAGAUGUUCACUAUCGGCGUCAGUCUCGCCGUUGCUGCCAUACCCGAAGGUCUGCCAAUAGUCGUGACUGUGACCCUGGCCCUCGGAGUCAUGAGAAUGGCGAAACGUAACGCCAUAGUGAAGAAGCUGCCCACCGUUGAGACUUUGGGAUGCGUUAAUGUCAUCUGCAGUGACAAGACGGGAACGUUGACGAAGAAUGAAAUGACAGUGACGACAAUAGCGACAUCCGGCGGCCACAUCGCCGAAGUGACCGGAACGGGAUACAACGGGCGCGGCGACAUACAACUGCGAGCCUACAAGGGCAGAGAUCUGGACGUGGCCAGGAUGGGUGUCACCAGCAUGUUGGAGGUGGCGGUACUGUGCAACAACGCGCACAUCCGCGAUGAGACGCUGUACGGGCAGCCCACGGAGGGCGCGCUCGUCGCCUGCGCCAUGAAGCACGGCCUACGCGACCUCCGGGAACAGUACACCAGGCUGCACGAGAUACCCUUCAGCUCAGAAACGAAGAUGAUGGUCGUGAAAUGCGCCCCGAAGUUCUCCGACGGCGGCAAAGAGGAGUUGUUCGUGAAGGGGGCCGUCGAGAAGGUCCUGCCGCUGUGCACGCAGUACAUCGACAGCGCCGGCAACUACGCGCCGCUCACGAACGAGAAGCAGAACGAAAUAUUAGCCGAGGUGUACAACAUCGGACGAAUGGGUUUAAGAACGAUAGCUCUGUGCCGCGGCGCGAGCCUGGAGCGGCUGGUGUACGCGGGCGCUUGCGGCGUGUGCGACCCGCCGCGCCCCGGCGUGCGCGCCGCCGUGAGCACGCUGCGCCGCGCCGCCGUCGACGUCAAGAUGGUGACCGGCGACGCGCGCCCCACGGCGCUCGCUGUCGCACAAAUGGUCGGCUUGGACGUCCUGCACUCUCAAUCUCUAUCCGGCGAACAACUCGACUCGAUGGCCGACGAAGAACUUGACCGCAUUAUCGAUACGGUGAGCGUUUUCUACAGGGUGACGCCAAAGCACAAGCUUGCUAUUGUGAAGUCUCUCCAGCGGCUCGGGAACAUUGUCGGCAUGACGGGUGACGGCGUCAACGACGGCGUGGCGCUGAAGCGGGCGGACAUUGGCAUUGCCAUGGGCAAGAACGGCACCGACGUGUGCAAGGAGGCCGCCGACAUGAUCCUGGUCGAUGAUGACUUCGCCACCAUCAUAGCCGCAAUCGAAGAAGGAAAAUCGAUAUUCUACAACAUUGGAAACUUCGUGAGGUUCCAACUGUCCACCUCGAUAGCGGCGUUGUCGCUCAUCGCUCUGGCAACACUGAUGGGCGUUCCCAACCCGCUGAACGCUAUGCAGAUUCUCUGGAUCAAUAUUAUAAUGGACGGUCCGCCGGCGCAGUCGCUGGGCGUGGAGCCCGUGGACCACGAGGUGGUGGGGCUGGGCCCGCGCGACACGCGGCGCCGCCUGCUGUCCCGCCCGCUGCUGCUCAACGUGCUGCUGUCCGCCGCCAUCAUCAUCGCCGGCACGCUGUGGGUCUUCAAUCGUGAGAUGUCGGACAACACGAUCACGCCCCGGGACACGACCAUGACGUUCACGUGCUUCGUGCUGUUCGACAUGUUCAACGCGCUGUCGUGCCGCUCGCAGACCAAGUCCGUGUUCGAGGUGGGGCUGCUCUCCAACCGCAUGUUCCUGGCCGCCGUCACGCUGAGUCUGCUGGGCCAGGCCCUGGUUAUUUACUUCCCGCCGUUGCAGAGCGUGUUCCAGACGGAGGCGCUCACAGCGCACGAUAUACUGUUCCUGGUCGGUCUUACGUCGAGCGUGUUUAUAGUAAGCGAAAUUAAAAAGCUUAUCGAACGCACCCUGAAGAAGCGCGUCUACGGCAAGUACGCUGCUAAGGCCCACGACGCUAUGGACUUUGUAUGACACGAGUCUGACAAGACGCUGUAAGUGGAGCCAGCGCCAGUGACGUCACGGAGCGGGGUCCGCCGACGCGCAGUACGGACAGUGCGGGAUGGACGCGACAAGUGAACUAAUCGAUUAUGCGAUUAAUCGAUAUUCGUAAUCGUUUUCGAGUUCGAUACGUCGUCGCAGUAUUGUUUGAUAAGUGUUUUUAUUUAUUUAUUAUAUAGGGAUAAAUUUUAGUGAGUUUUACGAUUUAUUUAUGUGAAGCAAACGUUUCGGAACUUAUCGAUAGUUUAGUCGAAAAUAAAACAUUAGUUUAUUAUUCGUUUUAUCGUUGUAAGUGAGUAGUAAUCUCGUAUUCGAUGUCACAUCGAUGAGAACUGUAACUAGCGGUGAAUUACGCUUAUUUGUGAAUAGAAUUAGAUUAAUAAUAGUUGAUAAUACUUAGAUUGAAGAAAAAAAGAGAAUUAGCGCUUUCUCAUAUCUCUCAGCGCGCUCUUCGAGUAGCAGAUUGUUAAACUUAAAUGAUAUAUAUAUGUAUUAUAAUUUAAGGAGAUUAUUUAUAACAUUAAUAUUGAUCGCUCGCCAUUAGUAGCAUUAACUCCAAGGUCGAAUUUUAAAGUGAGCAAAGUUUUUAGAAAUGCUGCCACUGAAGCCUAAAGCGCGCAUUCGUCACAUUGCAUAUUAUUAUGUCACGGUAGUUGAAAUAAAAUUUAUUCGAUUUAAAUCGAGAGAUCUGUCGAAGCACUUGUUAUCGAUAAUCGAUAUCGAAUAUUCGUGUUGUUAUUAUGGUCGUACAAUAGAAUAUAACUAUCGAUAUUAUGUUAAGGAAUCGAUCAGUAUAAGAUAAUAGAUUCGUUAGAUAAUUCAUAGUAUAUUCUAAUGCUUAGUUUAAUUAUUAAAUAAUAAAAUUAAAUAUCAUUUAGUACAUAUAUUUUUAGGGUUGUAACAAAAUAGUGGAUUAGGUCCUAGUAUUUGAAUUGCUUGAAUUAAUCUGGCUUCGAAAGUCGCCGUCUUCGUUGCGGUACAUGAAAUUUCCUGCGUAAAUCUAAUAGUAUUUAAAAACAAUUACUCUUACUUGUAAACGAUUUUAAAAAUUAUAAUAUAUAAAUAGAUAUAUAAUAAUAAAUUUUACCUGCAUUUCAUUAAACUAAUAACUUAUAGUACUUCUAAGUAAUUGAUAUUGUACUACAGUUUUACUACACAAUAGUUAUUAUUCAUAUUUUAAAAAAAGCUUAAAAUUAUUAGGUAAUUUUUAGUAGUUUAGUUUUUAUCGAAUAAAUUCGUAAUAGUAAUUUUGUAAAAUUAUCAUAAACAAGUUACAUGAAAUUUUAAUCUAUUUAAAUAAUAACGUAAUCGUAUUGUGAGUUUUGAAAGAAUAUAAAUAAUAAGAUAUUAUCUUGCAAAUUAAUAUUAUUAUAAAUGUUGUAUUGAGUAGGCUGUGAUCUGAAGCGCGUUUGACUCGUGUACAGAAUGUUAAAUCGAUUUUUUAUUUUCGGUUAAAAGUUAAUCGAUUAAGCGAAUCAAUAAUCGAUUAACGGCUGAUUGCACCCAGAGUUAAUAUUUUAAACCAAUCGUAAAGUUUAGUUAACUAAACGACAUAUUACUACAUAUUUACGAAAAAAAAAAAUUGUUCUAUUAUUUUCGGUUUCAUGAUAAACAUUUGUUAAAUAUGUUAAAUUUCUUAUAUUUUAUAUGUAAUGUCGGACGAAUGAAAUAUAAGCGACAAACGAUUUAUGAAUCAUUCAGAGAUUAUUUUAAUUAUUGGCGUUUUAAUGAAAAUUAUAAAUAUUUAAUGUUGUGUUAUUCGGAGUUAUGAGUAACCCGAAUUGACACGCCAGUAAUAUAUAUUUGUUGUGUGAAAUUCAGUCUUAAGACAAGAAUGAAUAAGAUUGUAAAUUAAUUCUAACACAGAAAGAUUCUGUUCGUUUUGAAAUGACGUACGUUGUAAUCAAAACUUGGUCUAGUAAUGGUGCUUGGUGCGUGAAUGUUCUAUAAUAUAUAUAUAAUAUUUAAUAGUAUUCAUCUUGUAGUAAGCAUUUAAUAAAACAUAUGUUAUAAUAUCUACUUUAAUAGUAAGUGGAAACUCAAGUCGUACGAUUAAUAGAUUUGUGCAACAUUUGAUUAAUAUGUGUAUAAUUUUUUUUGUGUAACCUAAAUAUUACAAUACUAUAUCAAUAAAUAAAUUAAAUAUCUUUCUCGAGUAGAAUGUAUUUUAUAGUAUUUUUUUUUAGUGUUCCAAGAAAUCGUAAAUUUACUGCCUAAACGUUCCUUUUUGCUGUCGACAUAUGUGUGUAUAUAAUCCGGAUACAAGUGGUUUGAACAAGCGCGGCUCCCAGCCGGUUUGAAGUCGGUUAAGAGUAUGAUAAAUGGUUUUUAUUGUUCUUUGGUGCAGGUAAGGCGCCGUCUACGUACAGACAGACCAGAAUAAACUUUUAUAUAUAUAGCUUGCUAAUGUUCCAGUAUUAGUUUUUAAUGGUUGAACAUAGGGAACGAUUUUGACAGCAGUAUUUUCCCGCGUUUUGUUCAAUUCAAAAUGAAACAUUAAAUUCGCAGCCAAUACGUUGCGUGUAGACAGAACUUAACCAAAGGUCAGCUAUUAGAAGAAGAAUUCUAAUAGCUGAUAUGUGUAUAUAUGAAAGAUCGAACAUUAAAAUUACUGAAAGCGAAUAUAACUGCGAAGGAUUUUAAAAUUUGUCGUCAUCAUAAUAUUUAUUCAAUUUACAAUCAAUUAAAUUAUUAUGUAUUAAAUAUUUGUUUAUAGCGUUUGAUAAUUAUAACAUUAGAAUGUAUUCGUCUAGUUUAUUAAUAAAACAGUAUCACAUUUUCUAGCGUAGUUUUUCGAAAUAAGUGUGCUUUUCUUGUGGCGUACGACGCCAUUUUUAAUUCACGUCAAGAUGGCCGCCGACCGACGCGCGCGGUGUACGUAAUUAUUAUUAUUUAAAAUUAAUGUUUGUGAUGUUGUCAUUUUAAAUGAAAUAGCUUCUUUGUGUUAGUGGGUAAUUUAAAACUGUUAUUAAAAUAAAUCUCAUUUUUUCGUAUUAAAUAGUUUGCUAUGUUUAUUUAUUGAAAUAUUAAUAAAUUGUAGCUUGUACUCGACUGUAUAAAUCAUUGUGAUUACGAGUCAUAUCUUGUAUGAAUUUAUUUCGUAUCUAUAUAUAGCUAAUGUAAAUAGGCGUAAAGUAUUCUGUCUGUUGUAAUAAUCGUGCUCGUGAACAGAUUUUAUCGUUAUUUCAGUAUUAAAUGUAUGUAAUGGCGAUGUAUUGAAGUUGGCGUUGACAUAAGUGACGGCUGAAUUUGAAAUCAUUCAAAUUUAUUUAUUAAUCCUCGACCAAUUUUAUAUACAUCAUGAAUCCAAUAGCAAAAUAAUAGUGACUACACAUUUUUAGUGUUGCUAUUGUACCAGAUAGUAUUUAACGGUAGGCUUCUUAGUCCGAAUCGAUCUAUUAAGCUACGAACUACUAAGUAAAUAUUUAUUGUUGUUAGAUAACUUUAUUAAAAGAGGUAAAGACAAUCUCCUUUUGUCAAUCGAUUUUUUUAAUGUUCCCAUUGAUGAGAUGUGGUGGUAACAAUAAUUUCAAAAAAUAUAGAAACAAAUGCUGCCAUCAAUUUAUGAAAAAUAUAAUAUAAAUAAAAUACAUAAAAUUAAUCUCAAUCUUGAGUUGCUGGAAAUUUGGGUACUGUGCGAACUGUAUACUUUAAUUUUGUAAACCCGCAAUUUAAAGCAAAUUAUUAUUCAGAUAACGUGUAAUGAUAUUUUUUUUCAACAAUCAUUAUUCAUCAUAUAAUGGAGCAGUCCCAAUAUAGUUUGUAUAAUGUGUUAAAUCAUCGAUAAUAACACACUACGGUAUUCUAUCGAUACAUAAUCUGUUCACGGCACAUCUCUAGCCUAGUGAAGUUGAUUGAUUUUUCAUAUGUAAUAAUAUCUACAUGAUGCCACGAGAACUGAAUGAUUAAAUUUUUACUAGCACGAUUAGAAAAAGCUUUCUAGUAACCCGGUAUCAAACGUUGUCCAAUUUCAGGCGUGCGGUUAGAGGUUGCUUCUAGCCUCAGGAUUGUAGUAUAGAGAGACAUUUCUGGGUGUAUUGGUACACCUAGAGUGGUGUGCUAGUAUUUGUACACAGAUUGGCGCCUGUACGAGUGUCUGUUUUUAUACAGGUGUCUGUACAAAGCUGAACUCUACCGAGUGUUUGUGAGUGUCAGCAUCUAGUUAGGGUGUCUGUACUUGUUAUUAGCAUCCAAACAGAAGACUUUUUUUUAUUGCUUGUUUAGGUGGGUUGACGAGCUCACAGCCCACCUGGUGUUAAGUGGUUACCAGAGUCCAUAGACUUCUACAACGUAAACGCCGCCACUCACCUCGAGAAAUGAGUUCUAAGGUCUCAAGUUCAGUACAACGGCUGCCCCGCCCUUCAAACCGAAACGCAUUACUGCUUCACGGCAGAAAUUGAAAGGGUGGUGGUACCUAUCCGUACAGUCUUACAAGACGUCCUACCAGUAGUCUGAAUUCAGUCUGUUGUCUGUACUCGUUAGGAGCACCCGAUUUGGUGUCUCUGAGAAGUUUAGCACCCAGUUAGGGUGACUCUACAUUAAUGUUAUAAUUACAUCACGAAACUCGUGCAACUGAUAUCCUCUUGCAAGGUAGAUAGCAAGCUUACCUGCCUUCGGUUAAAUUUUUGUGAACACAAAUUGUUAAGUCAUUCAGUUUUUAUGGUCUCAUAUGUAAAAGAGAUUGACUCUCUGUAGACCAUAAGGCACACUAGGGCAUUUUUUAUUAGAUUAAAUCAAAUUAAAAACAAAUAUAAAAUGUAUCUUAUUAGUAUUGAAUUAAUGAAUAUAAUUAUUUGAUCUAAGUAAUCGUGGUUUUUGUAGAAUUUGAACGUGGUCGUUAAUUGUUGCUGAUUUACUUGAAGAAAGUAUGUUCUUUUUUAUAUAUAUUCCCUUGAACCAGCUGGAUAGUUGUUUAUUGAACCGUUUUCGACACGAGCCUUGCACAAUAUACAAAUUGUGGUUCUAAAAAUGUUUUUCCAGAAGUGGGUAGAUAGACUUUUGUUUAGGGAUGCGAAGUUCCUAAUGACGUAGUGUUUACAAGUGCAAAAAAAAAUAGAACUUUUGAUUUCAUUCCAAUUAAGCUCGGGCUUUAAGUAUUGUGAUUAAUUUUUAAAUUCAUUUGAAUUAAAUAUGUAUCAUGAUUUAAAAAGCCAAUUCACAUGAGGUCUAUAUCGAUAAGUUUUGCCUCUGUAAUUUUUUCGUAAUGCAAUUAUUUUUAUUUCAAUUAACGUAUUGCUUAAGAGGAAAUACUGACAGUUUAAAAUGUAGUUUUUAAAAAAGUCCUUAAGAGAACACGCAAGAGAGAAACGCAAAGGUUUCAAAGAGUGAAGGUAAAUCGCAUUACUGUAUCUUCUAUAAAAACGGCUACUACUAAAUAAGUAUUAUUAUUUGUAGUGGUAGGCUGUGGAGUCAGUUUGUGACGUCACUUUCGGGCACGGAAUAGAACUAGGGCUGGUUAUUUGCAUCCAAAUAACAUUAUGAAAUAAUUUUCCGGGCUCGAUCCUCACAUCGUAUCAACAUUCCCUUGAUCUGCCGGUGUAUGGUCUACUCUCUAAUUUAAUAUCUUAUGGUUUUAUUGUUUAUGUAACGUGUAUAUAUAUAACGAGGCUAUUUAUGUGGUUUAAUGCGACACUUCGCUUAAUACGCGCCCUUUAUCGUUGUAAUUAAAGGUCCGUUUUAUUUGGUAUCAGCAUCAACAAUUCGAUGUUUUUAAUUGAACUUCAAUUAAGUUUGCCCCAUUUAAAUAGCUGAAGAAGUUUUUUAAUACAGAUGAAGAUAAAGUGAUAGAUGAUAGAUGAAAGAAGAUAAAGGGUCCAUAGUUAAAAUACGAAUGUCAUUAACUAGUGAUUAAUUAAAAUAUCUAGUCAGUUACUGUUGACUACAAAUAGAGUAAAAUGCUAACUCUUUUCAAAUGUCUACUAACAGUUAAUAACAAUCUGAAGUGAUAAACAUUUCUAUUAUUUGUUUUGAAUUGCAACCUUAUAACGUUGAUAUUGAAGGUUUGAUUGCGUCCUAAAUAAAAGUAAUUGAAAUCAGCAACAAUUCGAAUCAGUUCCUUGUAUUUUAUAAUAUAUUCUGAAAUUUAAGAUUAGUCCUCUCAUAUAAUCUGUAUUCUUGACAUAGAAUUGAAUAUUGGUAAAUAGGAUUUAUGACGUCAUCCUAUGACGCAAUCCUGUGUAUUCUAUCGAAUCUGCUUUAUUACUACAAAACGAACGUAUUUUAUUCUGAAACUGUGUAUCUCUUUUUGGAAACGUUCAAAAGGUGUUUUAUUAUAUUUGUCUUUAUAAAAUCAAACAUUGAAAGUUGACUUGAAAUUGAAAGUAAUGAAUUUCACAAUUCGUUUGUUUUUGUAGGUAUUAAAACAGAUUGCGAUGGAACAAACAUGUGUGUGUUGAUAGUAAAUGACGUCAACUGUAAUCUGCCCUUGAAAAUUACACCGUUCAAAUAUAAAUAGAAUUCUUUCAUUGGUCUUUUACUAAAAUGAUUUUUUCAAGAGUACAUUAUUUUGUUUUUUGUUGCUCUAAAUGAGCUGAUAGGCUCACGAUCUACCUGGUUAUAAGUGGUUACUGGAGCCAGUCGCAACUUGAAUGACUCCACUCACUCCGAGCCAUGAGGUCUUAGUCUCAAUUGUAUCGUGCAAAGGUUGUCUCAAACUUCAAACCAACCGCAACGUGGCAGAAUUAGCCAGAGUGGUGACACGUACCUGUGCUGGUUCAUAGGGUAUUUCUUGAUUCCUCAAAAUCUUUUCCAGCUAAAUUUUUUACACGAUGUUAUUUCUUCAUCGUUAAAAUCAUCCAGGUACGUGUGUCAAUAAGAGUAUAAGAUGCAGGCUUUCUAACUAUAAUAUUACAGAUAAUAUCGCUGUUUGGUUAAGAAAGGUAAUGUUGUUAUUGCAGCCCUAAGACACCCCGCCGGUACAUAGGGGCCUUAGAGCUGUCUCCACUUAACCCUGUCUUAGGCUUGCUCCAAAAUAUCACUCCAGGUCACGUCAGUAGUCCUCAUCUCGCUCAAGAAAGGUAAUAAUAAUGCAAAACUCUGUUGUGUGUAUGCCUUUGCAUGCAUGUCACUUAGUUUUAUUUUCGCAGAUCACAUCUUCUAGUCAUUCGCCGCUCUUUCAAAAUUUAACAAAGAAAAUGAUACAAAUAAAAUUAGCUAAAUUACAGAUUUAGAGAGAAGAGAGAUCUUUUAGGAAUUAAAUUUUAAAUUGUAGUUUGACAAAAAAAACUCAGAAUGCAAUUAAUUUUGCCUGCAGAAACUAUACUAAUAACUUAAUUAUACAAAAUCUAAACGACUAGAUCAUAAGGCGAUAACUUUGACAAAGUCCACGAUUAAAGUUGGCUGACUCCACCGUGGGAACCAAUCGGACAUGUGCCGCCAGAAAUGUACGGAUGCCUUCCGAGCGCUGUCUCUCCAGGGCUUGGUGACUCCCCCGGAGGUUAUAGACCCGUCGCGGAACUCCGUUAUGCCUCCUGCCGCCACGCCUAGCGUUAUGUAGAACUGG